UGGGAGCUGAGAGUAGUCAGUCCUCCUGUCUUUGGCUGCAGUGACCCUCAUGAGCCAUCCUUAGACACAGGAAAGAUGCUCUCCCUGAAGGUUGCCUGCCUCGUCCUGAGUGUGGCCAGCACAGUCUGGACCUCAGACACCGACACUGGAGGUGAAUUCUUGGCGGAAGGAGGCGGAGUGCGUGGCCCAAGAGUUGUGGAGAGACAGCAGAGUCACUGCAAAGAGACAGACUGGCCCUUCUGCUCUGAUGAUGAGUGGAACCACAAAUGCCCUUCUGGCUGCAGGAUGAAAGGGCUGAUUGAUGAAGCCAAUCAAGAUUUUACCAACAGAAUAAACAAGCUCAAAAACUCACUAUUUGAUUUUCAAAAAAACAACAAGGAUUCUAAUACGCUGACCAGGAAUAUUAUGGAGUAUUUGAGAGGGGACUUCACUAAUGCCAACAACUUUGAUAACACCUAUGGCCAAGUCUCCGAAGAGCUGAGACGCAGAAUUGAGGUCCUGAAGCGCAAAGUCGUAGAGAAAGCACAGCAGAUCCAGGUUCUGCAGAACAACGUCAGGGCUCAGCUGAUCGAGAUGAAGCGCCUGGAGGUGGACAUUGAUAUCAAGAUCCGCUCUUGCAAAGGGUCCUGCAGCAGGGGUGUGGUCCAUCAGCUCGAUCUGAGGGACUACGAAGAGCCGCAAAAGCAGCUGGAACAGGUCAUCGCUAAAGACCUGCUUCCUGCGAAAGAGAAGCAGCACUUGCCAACACUAAAAAUGCUUCCCCUUCCCGACUUGAUUCCCGGAACUUACAAGAGCCAGCUUCAGGAGGCCCCUCCAGAGUGGAAGGCAUUAACAGAAAUGCGGCAGAUGCGGAUGGAGCUGGAGGGGCUCGGGAAGGGUGGGAAUUCACGCAGGGAUUCUCGAGGAGACUCUCCAACACAUGGGCCAGAGGCAGAGGCAGAAAGCCCCUUGAAACCGACACCUGGUGUAUCUGAGCAUAGGCGACCUGCAAGCUCCCAGCCUGGAAGUGAGGGAAGUUGGAACCCCUGGGCUAUGGGGUCUGACGGACGCGGGGGUUCAGGAAGCUCCCAAUCUGGAGGUUAUAGGCCAAAUAGCUCAGGCUCUGGGAACCCUAUGCCUAGCAACCCGGACUGGGGUGAAUUUUCAGAGUCUACAGGAAGUAGCAGCCCAGCAAUAAGAAAAGAGUACCACACUGGUAAACUGACCACCUCUAAAGGAGAUAAAGAGCUCCUGAUUGGAAACGAGAAAGUCACCUCCUCUGGUACAAGCACCACCCGCCAUUCAUGCUCUAAAACCAUUACCAAGACUGUUACGGGUUCUGAUGGCCGCAGGGAAGUGGUCAAGGAAGUGGUCACCUCGGAUGAUCCCUCUGAUUGUGGUGGAGCCAUUGAAUUAGGCGUGGAGCAUAAUUUUGGUGGCAGGUUUGACUCGUUUCCCCAAAAGUUCCCGGAGCACGCUGAUUUUUUUGGCAGCCACUUCGAUUCGCUCUCCUCUAACUUCAAAGAAUUUGGCAGUAAGACCGAGGCAGUAGGCUCUGACAUUGGCUUAGAAGACCCAGGCUCCCAUGUUCCUAGUUAUCCCUCCAGUGGUAAAACCUCCACUGUCAGAAAGCAGCAGAUCACCAAGACCUACAAAAUGGCGGAUGAGGCAGGAAGUGAAGCUCACGAAGCUGGAGAAGCUCGGACCACCAAGAGGGGUCGUGCCAGAUCGCGGGCAUCGAGAGACUGUGAUGAUGCCCUCCAAACACAUCCUUCAGGUGCCCAGAGUGGCAUUUUCAGUAUCAAGCUCCCUGGAUCCAAUAAGAUUUUAUCUGUUUAUUGCGAUCAAGAGACCAGUUUGGGAGGAUGGCUUUUGAUCCAGCAGAGAAUGGAUGGAUCACUGAAUUUUAACCGGACCUGGCAAGACUACAAGACAGGUUUCGGCAGCCUGAAUGACAAGGGGGAAGGGGAAUUCUGGCUAGGCAACGACUACCUCCACUUCCUCACUCUGAGGACCUCUGUCCUCAGGGUUGAACUAGAGGACUGGGCUGGAAAACAGGCUUACGCCGAGUACCACUUCCGGGUAGGCUCUGAGGCCGAGGGCUACGCCCUGCAGGUCUCCUCCUACCGGGGCACAGCGGGAGACGCUCUGAUAGAAGGCUCUGUGGAGGAGGGGCCCGAGUACACCUCACACAGCAGCAUGAGGUUCAGUACCUUUGACAGGGACGCGGAUCAGUGGGAAGAGAACUGUGCCGAGGUCUACGGGGGAGGCUGGUGGUACAACGGCUGCCAGGCUGCCAAUCUCAAUGGCAUUUACUACCCCGGGGGCACCUAUGACCCCAGGAACAACAGCCCCUAUGAGAUAGAGAACGGGGUCGUCUGGAUCCCCUUCAGAGGGGCGGAUUAUUCCCUCAAGGCUGUUCGCAUGAAAAUCAGACCGCUGGUGGAGCAGAAGCUGAAGAAGUAGGGAGUGGGGGCUAAAUAAGAAAGAUGGAGUCAAGACUCUUGUCAGCGUCUUACA
Chionomys nivalis (European snow vole) is the source of this 2499-nucleotide messenger RNA. RefSeq names its product fibrinogen alpha chain (gene Fga). The coding region runs from base 76 to 2445 and encodes 789 amino acids. Lineage: Eukaryota; Metazoa; Chordata; Mammalia; Rodentia; Cricetidae. Gene Ontology annotation, biological process: blood coagulation, common pathway; positive regulation of heterotypic cell-cell adhesion; negative regulation of extrinsic apoptotic signaling pathway via death domain receptors. Gene Ontology annotation, molecular function: extracellular matrix structural constituent; signaling receptor binding. Gene Ontology annotation, cellular component: fibrinogen complex. The record is from RefSeq and is a predicted model, not a curated record. The transcript has 6 exons.